Molecule: messenger RNA, 7519 nt
Organism: Eriocheir sinensis (Chinese mitten crab)
Lineage: Eukaryota; Metazoa; Arthropoda; Malacostraca; Decapoda; Varunidae
Product: TRIO and F-actin-binding protein-like
Exons: 12
Coding region: 679-6711 (2010 amino acids)
Biological process (GO): lipid metabolic process
Molecular function (GO): lipase activity
Source: RefSeq, a predicted model, not a curated record
CCAUCAGUCCAGCGGGGGGCGAAGGGGAGGCGAGUCACACACCCUGAUAAAAGAGAGACACGGAGAGAAAGAGAAAAGGAGACGAGAUACGGUGGGAGUGGGCUAACCUAGAUUUGACUUGGUUUGAGAGGGACGCGGUGGUGGUGGUGGUGAUGGUGUGAUGGUGAUGGUGGUGGUGUCGUGUCAAAGGAAGGGUGUUGUCGCUGCUGCUGUUGCUUGUGACGUGCUGUGUGUGUCGCCAGAGUGUCAUCAUGGGCGUGUGUGCGUACGUUUGUCUCGUGUGUACGUCGAUGUUUUGUUAGACACUUCGCGAAUCAAUUUUAAGUGUACCAGGAAAAAACUAACUCGUGGAAAAGCGCUCAGGAAAUAUAUAUAAGGAAAAAAAAAGUCGUAUUGAACAUCUAUUUAUUUAUAUUUGUGUGUGUGUACGUUGCAUUAAAAGUACACACGCAUACACAUACAUACACGAGUGGAGAAAGGACUGCCAUACAUACACACGCACACACAUACAUACGUUCAUUAGUACGCACAUCGUUGCGUGUGCACCAAACCGACGCGUGUACACAUACCUACUUGCCUCGUACCUGCCCCCCCUCCCCCCCAAGUCAGAGGUGUACACGCCGGGCUAAUUGCCAUGUAUACGCGUGUACGUUAAGAGACGCACACAGACUGACAGACAUGAGACUUCCCCUGCACUCUGUCACAGCGUUGGCGGUGUUCGCGUGUGCCGGGUGGGCGCCCCUGGGUCUGGCACGUCACCCCGCCCCCCCUGCCCCCCGCCGCGACGCCUCCUCCAAGCGACACCCCGCCCCGUCACCCCCGCCCCCCGCCCAGGCACCCCACGGAGAGGACAACCCCGCCGCAACCCCGACCACUCUCUCGCCCCCCUCCUCGCCCCCCUCCGCCCCCACCACCCUCACUGAUGACGCCCAGAAUGAUGAUGCAACAAGUGCCUCCAAAGGUUCCAGCGGCGCCGUGGUUGGUCACGUGACUCUGCCCUCCACGAGUAUUGAACAUGUCACUCCCAGACCUAUUGAUGACGUCACUCCUAAACCUAUAGACGUCACUCCUAUGGCAAUAGAUGACGUAACCCCUAGGCCUAUAGAUGAAGUAACAACUGAACCUAUUGAUGGCGUCACUCCUAGGCCUGUAGAUGUCAGUCCUAGGCCUAUUGAUGACGUAACUCCUGAACCUAUAGAAGUAACUCUUGAACCUAUAGAUGCAGUAACUCCUAGGCCUACAGAUGACGUCACUGAAUCUAUAGACGCCAGAACAGAAGCCUUUGACUCUACCACUAUAGAUGCCAGAACCGAUGCCACUGACCUCACUAUAGAUGCAGAAACCGAAGCCACUGACCCCUCUAUAAACACCAGAACCGAUACAACAGACCCCACUAUAGAUGCCAGAACCUAUACCACCGAUCACACUAUAGAUGACGGAACCGUUACCACUGACCCCUCUAUAAACACCAGAACAGAUACAACAGACCCCACUAUAGAUGCCAGAACCUAUACCACUGAUCCCACUAUAGAUGACGGAACCGAUGCCAAUGACCCCAGCACAAUAGACACCACAACAAACACAACCACCAUCACUGACUUCAACAGCAUCCAACCCCUCAUAUCCCCCCUCCACAACAGCAUCAUAGGAGGGGGUGAGGAGGUGGUGGGUGAUGAUGGCGAUGGUGGUGGGGGGUUGGUGAAGGUGGGGGGCGAUCCGGAGCAGGAGAAGGAGGACGAGGUGGGGGAUAAGGAGCUGUACGAGGCGGUGGUGAAGAGUAUGGCGGAGUGGCACCUCAGAAGACUGGCCAAGAUGAGGCAGGGUCACCGGCAGAAGAGGGACGAGGAGGUGGUUUGCUACAAGGACCUGGGCUGCUUCAGGGACGAGGGGCCCUUUGACUACCUCGACCUGCUGCCCUCCCCGCCCGAAGAGAUCAACACCCGCUUCCUGCUGUACACGAGGGAGCGCGGGGACAAGGAGAGGGUUCUGAAGCCCCACAACAUCUCCAGCAUCCUCGACACCCACUACAACGUGUCCCGCCCCACCAAGCUGCUCAUCCACGGCUUCGGCUCCUCCUGCUACAGCGUCUGGAUCAAGGAAAUGCGGGUGGCUCUUAUGACCAUGAUGGACGUCAACAUCAUUUGUGUCAACUGGCAGAAGGGCGCCGAGGUCCCCAACUACGUGAGGGCCGCCAGCAACACGCGGCUGGUGGGGCGGCAGGUGGCGCUCUUCCUCGACACCCUCACCUCCUUCCUCAACAACUCCCUGGACGACUUUCACCUCAUCGGCUUCUCCCUCGGCGCGCACGUCUCGGGUCACGCCGGGGCGAGGCUCAAGAACCUCUCCAGGAUAUCAGGUCUGGAUCCCGCGGGGCCUCUCUUCGAAUCCUUCUCCCCCUCGGUGCGUCUGGACCACACGGACGCUCGCUUUGUUGACGUCAUCCACACCAACGCCGACUCGCUGCUCAUGGGGGGCCUCGGCGCCUUCGAGCCCAUGGGACACGUCGACUUCUACCCCAACGGCGGGAGGAUGCAGAAGGGGUGCGCCAACCUCUUCAUCGGCGGCUUCUCGGAUAUCCUGUGGCCCACGGAGGGAGACGGUCGCUACCUGUGCAAUCACCGGCGGGGCUACAAGUAUUACCUGGACUCCGUGGCGCCCGUGUGUCGCUUCCCCGCCUUCGUCUGCCGGGACUACGAGACCUUCCUGCAGGGCGACUGUUUCCCGUGCCAGGGCUGCGGCAACAUGGGCUACUUCGCGAACCAGGCGGAGGGGCGCGGCCAGCUGUACCUCGUCACCAGGGACACCGAGCCCUUCUGCGGUAGGUGGUGCUCACUAACUCUUGGUCCCGGCACUCCUUCCACCCAACCAGCCGAGCCCGUCACCACCUAUGGACGUCUUGACAUCACCUUCAUAGCGGCCGACGGCAUCAACGAAACUCUCCGCCUGACGCAGGGCGAGGACACCGCGCUGGAGGCUGGGGGCACCACGGUUCGCAUCCUGGUGCCGCACCCCGCCCUGACGGACAUCCGCGCCGUGCAGCUGCGGUACACGGCCUACCCCGGCUGGAUCUACUCCGGCUUCCAGCGCUGGGCCCUCGAUCAGCUCUCCCUCAUGGACAGCUUCGGGAAGACCAUGUCGUUCUGUCACCGCGGCACCACCCUCGUCUCCGGGAAGGCUAUGCACCUCUCCCUCCUGCCUGGGGAGUGUGACGCCGCCCAGGAGCCCCCCGCCAGCCCCAAGCCCCCCAGCACCGCCUCCUCCUCUCCCUCCUCCUCCCCCUCUUCCUCCUCCUCCUCCUCCCCCAACACUCCUGGAGCCCCCGCUCCUCCUCCGCCCCAUGAAGGACACCCCUCGCAGUCCCCUCCUCCUCGACAUCCUCCCUCACGCACUCCAGUAAAGGAGGGAGAUAACGAGGUGCUGGUGUCACCGUCCGGAGUCAACCUGACCCACCACCAGCUCGUCCCCACGCCCGUCAUGCUGCCGGCCGAACCCCACACCCUCCUGACGCCCAUGCACGCCCGCCCUGCGCUGCACGGCCCCCAGCACGACCACGAGGCACCCAACAAGGACCUCACACCCAGACCAGGCCGCCCCGAGCUAUCCCAGGCUGCUCCAGGACACCACAGCAACGGGGCACCUUCUCACUCCCAUCACAGCCUCGAGGCACCCAACAAGGACCUCACACCCAGGCCAGGACACGCUAAGAGACCACCUCCACCUCACCCAAGCAGUCAUGGAGAACCACACGUCUCCUUGAACCACCACAUCCCUCGACAUCCUAGUUAUUACCCCACGAACAUGGCUCCGAACCUUCCUCACCCGCCUGUGAAAACCCAUACCCCGAAUCUCAUCUCCAGUCACUUCCUUGUCACUUCUUAUGGGGGAUAUCCCUCGCGUGAGCCCUUCAGUUCACGUCCCUCUCCCCCUGUCCCCGCCCCUGCUGUGAGUGCGGUUCCCGGCAAGGGUUGGGUGGCCGUGACCAGAGGGGAGCCUGUCAACAUCAUCCCUGCCCCUAAUCUUGCCCAAGGACGCAUCCCUCCACCUCCCCCACCUCGUUCACCUGGUGUUGUUAAUUCUUCCCCUUCCACCACCUCCACCACCUCUGCCUCCACUACUACGGCCACUACUACUACUGCGUCUACUACCAAGAGAGUUCCUGCUACCAAAUCUACUACUACUACAGCGACUACCACAGCUGAUACGAGUACUAGCACCCCUAAUGCCAUCUCUUCCACCCCUACCACUACAGUCUUCACCACCAGCAAGAAGAACCACAAGACCUCCACGACUUCCACUACGCCAACCACACUCACCACCACGCCCUUGCCAACAAACACAACCACCACCACCUCAACUACCACUACCACCAAUGCCACUACUGUUGAAGCCUCCACCACGAAGACCCCCACUACCACGACUACCACUACGACCACCACCACCUUCAGCACCCCAACGGAAGCUGAAGAGAGGGUUUAUGUGAGCUUCGAAGUCCCGCCUAAGAGAACCGACAACGAGGAAGGAUUUGGCCACGUCUUAGGUCUUGAAGCUAUCCCUCACUCCUUGUCCCUCCCUGCCAGACCCCCUCACGGCCCUCCCCCACCGCACCCCCACCUCACCCCUCUCCUCUACACCAACAGUCUCAUCGAUGGGGAAGUGCCGGAAAGAGAAAGAGCUCGGGCCCUCUCCCUCUCCUUCCCCCUCCCUCAGUCCCUUCCCCACCCCCACCUCCAUACUCCUCCCCCCCACCGUUUCCAGCCUCCAGCCCCCGUUUAUGUUCCCCAGACGUGGGUGAGAUCCGGCCAGCAACCCCAGUCACCACAACCCCCAGUUCCUCAUUCCCUACCGACCUCGAACGCCCAGUCUCCAGACCCACACAAAGUCCUUAGACCUCAACCCCAGUUCUCUGCAAACCCCCCAGACCAGUCCCCACCACUACAAGGCCCACGCGGUCAGCUCAUAUCACCUAGAGGUCCCCAGCUACGCCCAGGUCCAGGUCCCCAGUUUGUCUCAGUCCCUAGACCCCAGCCUCAACCAUCUCAAAGUUCCCAGUCCCAAGGAGUCCCAGAUUCCGUACCCCAGCAAACCCAAGAAACCCAGGUCCGGUUUCAGCCCCAUACAUUCCGAACCCCAGAACUUAGACCCCAGUCCUCGUCAAAUCCAGGUCCUCAGAGCCCAUCAGACCCUCUUUCACAGUCCUCACGCCGAUCGGACUCUCAGCCACAAAUUUCAGCCCACGUGAGUCCCAAGACGCAUUCCCUGGCAACGUCAAAUCCCCUCCCCCAGCCCCAGCCCCGACCUCGACCCCGCCCAGCACCAAGUCCGCAACCCCAGCCAGUGUCAGCAAGACCUCAACCCCAGCGACAGCCUCAACCACAGCUUCAAGUUCAUUCCAACCCACAGUCUCAACUCCAGCCCCAGCCCCAGUCAAAGCCCAAUCAGCCCCAGCCCCAGUCAAAACCAAGUCAACCCCACUCAAAGCCCGAUCAACCCCAGUUCAAGCCACCUCCCCAGCCCCAGUCAAAGCCUCAACCCGAGUCCAAUCCAUCACCUCAGUCUCGGCCCCAAUCCAAGCCUCAACCCCAGCCAAAGCCCAGUCAACCCGAGCAGCCCCAGUCCAAGUCUCAACCCCAGUCAAAGCCAUCACCCCAGUCUCAACCCCAGUCCAAGUUACAACCCCAGUCUCCGUCCCCAUCCCCGUCCCAGUCCCCGCCACCAACCUCCUCGUCCCUGCCAUCCUCAAGGCUCCAGUCCCCGUCCCACGCCCCAAGUCCCCGUCCGCAGUCCCGGCCCCGCGCAGACUCGCAGCGGCGCCUCCAGCCUGGCCCCGUCUUCCUGUCACAGUCCCUGCAGCCCCCGGGACGCCACAGCAAGCCCAGCCCCGCCUCCCUCACCCCGCCUUCUUCUGGAGCUAAGACUCGAUCUCAACCAACUCCCCAACCUCAGCCCCAGCCACGCCCAGGCCCAGGCCCAGAGCUCCAGCCCCAGUCCUCCACUUCUUCUCUUCCCUCCCAGUCCCUGCAGGCACCCCAGGCACCCGCCAGCCCCCCGUGUACUGAUUGCCCCGCCCAUAGGGAAGACCCUCGCCCCAACUCCUCCCCUGAGUGGCUCCCACCCCCUCCCCCACCUCCACCUCCGCCCCCAUCUCAGUCUUGGACUCGCACCCUUUCGCCCCAGACAAUCGUAGGCAGGGGUCGGGCACCCCAGCCCAGUCCAUCACCUCACUGGCGGUUCCGCCCACACCCACGCCCGGACGCUGCAGCAGCCCCCAGCGCCCCUCAGCUGCACCUCUCAGCCCCCGACCCUCUGCCUCCCGAUCCCCCUGAGCAACAGCAAGACCAGCAGCAGCAGGAUGUAGAUUCGGAGACCCGGCAGCAGCCUGACGGGGCCAGAAGGGAAACUGACCCCCCGCACAGUCCCCCCAGUCCGGACAGUCCCUCAGCUCCACUCUACGAGUACGUGCAGCUGCUGCCGCCCACCUUCAGGCGCCUGCCCAGCAUAGAGCCCCAGCAACAACAGAAUCAGCAGCAGCAGCCGCAGCAGCAAGAGGCCAGGCCGCAGAGCGGUCGGGGGGGAUGGGGCAGGAGCAUGUCCGUCCCGGGGUCUGGGGGCCGCGCGGGGAUGUUCGCGCCCGUGGUGAUGCAUCUUCACGACCCCCGCCACGCGCGCUACAUCCCUCUGCGGCACCCCCGCCGCCUCCCGCCACCCACCUGAGCCGCCGCGCGUGUGUCACCCUGUUAUUUAUUGAACCCCGUCCCAGUGUGUGUGUGUGUGUGUGUGUGUGUGUGUGUGUGUGUGUGUGAGAGAGAGAGAGAGAGAGAGAGAGAGAGACCAGCUGUCAGGUCGGGUCCCAGCUGGCUGUGGCCCCGCGAAAGGCACGGCUCCGUCUUUCUCUUUCCCUCUCUCUCGUUCUCCUCUUCUCUCCGUCACCACAAGAGUGCAAGCAGAGUCCCUCCCCAAACCGACUGUCAUAUCCAUCUUGUUAUUUAUUGUUCUUGCUUUUUGCUGCCUCUGUUAUAAUUUAUAUAUCGCUCCUUCCAUUAGUAUAUGUUUUAUUAUCGACAUAGUAAUUAUUUAUGUGUGGUGUCCCCCUGCGAUAGUGUAUGCAUCAGGUUAUUGUUAUGUUCUGUUGUUCAUUAAACUUGUUCGUUGUAGAUGCAUUACUACUACUACCACUACUAUUACUACUACUACUACUACUACUACUACUAUUAUUAUUAUUGUUAUUUAUUAUCAUCACCGAGGUAGUGUUGUGUGGUUACGGGGGUAGGGGAGUAGGGGGAGGGGAGGGCAUGGGGCCAUGGUACACCCCCUGCCCCUCCUCUCCCCGCCCCUCUACCCCUUACCCUGCUCUCGCGAGGGGAGUCACGUGAUAGUAGCUGUAAACAAAACCUCUAUAGCUUUUUUAUAGGUGUUGGCGUCGACCCGAGAAGUGCAAACAAAAGAUAACACAAAAUAUAACUAGGUUUGGUGAGAACACGUACUGCCAGGAUGGACGUCAAUAAAAUUUUAUAUACUUGAA